This is a messenger RNA of Meriones unguiculatus (Mongolian gerbil), 4630 nucleotides long. It is a transcript of the gene Lrrc19, whose product is annotated as leucine rich repeat containing 19. Gene Ontology annotation, cellular component: plasma membrane. The record is from RefSeq and is a predicted model, not a curated record. The transcript has 4 exons. NCBI's taxonomy places the organism in Eukaryota, Metazoa, Chordata, Mammalia, Rodentia, Muridae. Gene Ontology annotation, molecular function: protein binding; signaling receptor activity. The coding region runs from base 957 to 1853 and encodes 298 amino acids. Gene Ontology annotation, biological process: positive regulation of non-canonical NF-kappaB signal transduction; interleukin-8 production.
AGUAAAGAAGUUCUCAAACAUAUACUGCAUACAAAUCUGGCAAAAUACAGAAAAGCAAAAGUCCAACAAAAGGAAAAUAUACACAAUUGACAAACUAUUAAAAAUGUAAUUCUUGUGAGCCAGUAAGAUGUCUUUGCAGCUUAAGGUGCAUGCUACCAAGCCGAGCAACCUGAGUCCCAUUUCCAAAAUCCACUAUGGAAAGUGAGAACUGGCUCUGCCUCCACCUAUGCCAUGACAUGCAUGUGCAUAAACAUACACACACUCCAUACACACACUCCCAUAAAUAAAUAAAUAAGUAAAAUUUAAAGGAAAAUUUAUUUACUUAUCUAUGAUACUAACCUCUGACCAAAAGCCUAAUUUGGCAAAAGCAUUCUUUGUUUUAUGAAGUGGAUUCUUUUUAAAAGCUGACCAAAUGAGACUAAAAAGAUAGUUCAGCAGUUAAGAGCAUUCUCUGCUCCUGCAGAGGAGCCAGGCUCAGUUCCCAAAACUCACAUAUUGGUUCUUAAGUUCCUAAAACUCCAGAUCCAGAGAUCUGAAGCCCUUUUCUGGUAUCCACAGAUACUAAGCAGCUAUAUGAUACAAAUACUUACAUGUAUCACACAUACACAUAAAUUCUUUUUUUAAAAAAAUUAAAAGCCAAAUAAAGUAAAACUCUGAAAUUUUUCACGAUAAAAUCAGAGAUUAGUUUCAAGACCCUCCCCCCCCCCAAAAAAAAACAGUUCAAAACAUAGGAUGGGGGCAAGAAAGCUGAAGAAAUGGUUUAGUUCAAGCAAGAAGAUCUGAAUCACAUACAACACUGACCUCUCCUUCCCUUUCUCCAUGAAGAGGAAGUCAAAUGGAAUUUCACCAGAAGGAAUUAUGCUUUGAUUCCAGAGGUUAUCAGUAACAAUGUUACCAUCCUUGAUCUCAGUUAUAACCAGAUCACUCUCAAUGCUUCAGACAUCAGGGUGCUACAGAUGUAUUCCUUGCUCACUGAGCUCUACUUGAUGGAGAAUAACAUCACUGUCUUAUAUAAUAGUAGCUUCAGCAAUCUCUUCAAACUAGAAAUUUUAAAUAUCUGUGGAAAUUCCAUCAGUGCAAUUCAACAGAGCUCAUUUGCUGGCUUAAAUGAACUAAAACAGUUAUAUCUUUGCCAAAACAAAAUACUGCAACUGAAUCCUGAUAUAUUUGUGCCUCUAAACAAUUUGAAAGUUCUGAAUCUGCAAGGCAAUUUGAUAAGUCACUUUGAUGCACCACAGUUAUUUCAUCUGGAAUUACUAACUCUGGAUGGAAAUCCAUGGAACUGCACCUGUAGUCUACUUGAAUUGCAGAACUGGCUGAACACAUCUAACGUGACAUUAGAAAACGAGAGCAUCACCGUGUGUAGCUAUCCAGAUGACCUAAAGCACUACAGUAUCAAGUCAGCACCCUUUACAACUGAAUGCCACUCUAAAUUUAUUUCCACUAUAGCUGAAGACCUUUAUUUCCAACCCAAUAUGAAUUCACCUUUUAAUAGCUCUUUAAGCAACUUAACAGAGAACUCAGAACAUAAGCCUGUUGGAAAAAGCUGGGCUUUGCUUGUUGGUGUUGUCGUCACUGUAAUGCUAACUUCACUACUCAUCUUUAUUGCUAUCAAGUGCCCAAUUUGGUACAAUAUUCUGCUUAGCUACAAUCACCAUCGCCUGGAAGAGCAUGAAGCAGAAACCUAUGAAGAUGGUCUUACAAGAAACCCAAGUUCUCUUUCACAGAUAACAGAUACAAACUCUGAAGACACCACAGUAAUCUUUGAACAGCUGCAUUCAUUUGUGGUAGAUGAUGAUGGGUUUAUUGAAGACAGAUAUAUAGAUAUCAAUGAGGUACAUGAGGAAAAGUAAUUUUAUUGUGUUGAAAUUUUGAAAAAAAUAUUAUGUCUAUUUACAGCUUAGACAAAAAGAUUUUUAUUUGACAAACAAAACUAUAAGCAGCAAUCCUUUGUAUUAAUCAGUACCUUACAUAAAUAUCAAAUAAUUUUCUACUGUAUUGUACAAGCAAGUCCAAAUGCAGUAACUCGUACUCUGGUUAGCUAAAAGCUGAAUAAUUUAUCUACAUAACCAGCAUUUAUAUGUCAGAAAGUGUUCAGGAAACCACAGACUGGUAAAAACAAAACAAAACAAAACAAAAAAACCAAGGUCAAAGAAAUGAUUACUUACCAACUAAAAUGAACACAUUCUGGUAUUAACAAAUACAUGUGCUGCAAUGUCUUAAAUUAUACUAAAAAGUUGAAUUAAUAAAGAAACAUAAAUUUUAGAUUUAUAUUGUCCAAGUGAAGAACAGUGAGUUUUGACUAUAUAAAUCUGUCUUAUGUUCACAAAUAAAUUCACAGAAUUGGAGCAUAUUUUCUAAUGCUUCCUGAACUCAAAAAACAAAAUUUCCUCAAAAAUUAGUAGUAAUCUGAAGCCCAGAUACAACGACUAGGAAUAAUGCCUAUUAACCACUACUGACUUGACAGUGAUUGUUAAGAAGGGUUCUACCUACAAUUGCCAUAUUUAAUAUUACAGUGGCUUCUAAACUGGGCAUCAUAAGAAUUUUCUUUUAAAAUACACAUUUCUGUAUCUCUUCUGGGAGAUUAUCUUUCAACUCAUUCUGAGCUAGAGCUGAAGAAUAUUUAGGUAAUCCACACACAUCUGUCUGUGUUUCAACAAACAGAGCAAUGUUUCCUGAAUUUUCUUCCACAAUGACACUAACAAGCAUUUAUAGAAAAAGAAAAAAACGGAGGCUGGAGAGAUGGCUCAGAGGUUAAUAGCACUGUCUGCUCCUCCAGAGGUCCUGAGUUCAAUUCCCAGCAACCACAUUGUGGCUCACACAACCUAUAAUGAGAUCUAGUGACCUUUUCUGAUGUGCAGGUGUACAUGCAAACAGAACAUUGUAUACAUAGUAAAUAAACAAAUCCUUAAAAAGAAAAAAGAAAAAAGGUAUCUAAUCAAAUUAGGAAAGGAAUCUGAACCAAAGGAAAGGAACCAAGACUUUUUACUUUAGUACUUACACAGAUUUUAUUAAUUUCAAAUGUUCUCUGAUAACUCAAGAGUAAAGUACUGAGUUUUUGAAAAGAUCUGCAUGGGAAGAAGAAAAGAAACAGGAAGAGGAAGAGGAAGGAAGCAGAGGGCAGCCAUGGGCAAAUGUGCAAAGAAACACAUGGUGGGCAUACAUAGAGGAAGCAGCCUAGAUGAAGAAUAAGCAAGUAUUUAUGGAACUAUGGAUGGGAGGUAGGCUGGGAUGGGGCUGGGAGGUAAAGGUAGAUUAGAGGGCUAAUACCUGCCCUGUCCCAGGUGAUAUAAGGUUAUCAUAAAAUCUAUCAGGUGUCUUUGCCUUUUAUUGAUUGUGACAGCGGGUUAAAUAUACCAUACCAUUAAAUUAACAGCAACAACCUUUCUUAGUUCCUCUACAUACAGACUCAAGAGAAAGCAUAGUGACUAAAAUAGUUUUUCAAAGUUUUUACUUUUUGUUUCUAGCAUAUAUACUUUUAAAACAUGUAACUGUAAAAUUUAUACAUGCAAUUUGGGUAUUAGCAUAGAUAAUGAAAUAAUGAAAUGGGAACAUGUUUUAAAUUCUUUGAAGCAUUCAGAGCUACAGCUUCUAUGCUUACAUAUGUACCUGAGUAUCUUGUGUAUAAUAAGUAAAUGGUAAAUAUUUGCUCAGUGGUUUUAAAGCAGGAAGAAAAAGGGAGGAAAAACUAAGAGCUUGGCAUUCUUUACAUAAGAAAGAGGUUGCCAUGGCGGAUGCCAUGCAGGAGCAGCAGCAGUGGGCAGGUGAGCUUCCUGGAGACGGCCCACCAUUUCAUAUGGCUGCAAUGGGUAUAUCUAGGAGAGGUAUGGUCCCAACGGGCACCAUCUCCACAUUUCUUUGUACUGCUGACGGGCCUUCUCAUGUUUGUCAUUGUUGUAUUCCCCAUAUAUCUGACAUGGUAUGACUGUGCGUGGGGAGACCCUCACUGCCUAUAUGUGCUUGUUUCCUGGGUGACAGGAAAUUCAUUUGGACAACUUUUAUGCAGAUCAUAUGAAAAUGCAUUUUCAUAAAAUAAUAGUUUAGAUAAAUUAAUGAUUUUACAGAAUUUCUGAUUUGAUUUAAAUAUUUUUAAAAGUCAGGUAAAGGUGUUUUUGUCAGUAGCUCUGAUGUAAAAAAAAUCUUGAGGACCAAUCUGAAGUUCAAAAAAGCACUCUUCAUAGUUGAAUUAGGGACUUUCUGAGGUUAAUGAGCAAGAACAAUAGCUCCAAUUAGUACUGGCUGACGUGACUUUCUCAUUGAAGCUGGACUUCAAGGAGAUUAAUUUCUUGUACCCACUUUGCCCUUAGUUUCCUGAUAUAAUUUAAUAAAAAUUGUUAAUGAGUAGAUAUGCCUCUUGAGGGAUUUUAAAGUAGGAAUGGCUGUUUUUUAUAUAAAAGUUUAGAUCUUCGAUUCUUUUAAGGAUUACUUUUACAAUAAUUGAUUCUUUCAAUUAUCUGCAAAUUGCAGCCUGCCAGUAAAGAAAGACUGGCUGAAAAAAAUUUCCUUGCUUGCUUACACUUCAUUAAUAUAUAACAAACUAUUUAGUUACAAAUGUAUGUGAGUUGUUGGGAAUAAUUUGUAUUUCACAUUUGUUUUUCACCCAUAAUACAUAAAACAUCUGAUCACCUGA